Molecule: messenger RNA, 5802 nt
Organism: Rubroshorea leprosula
Lineage: Eukaryota; Viridiplantae; Streptophyta; Magnoliopsida; Malvales; Dipterocarpaceae
Source: the annotation of a GenBank genome assembly
AGAAUUGAGGAGUGUUUUUUUUUUUUUGGCCAGCUAGGAGUUCUUUACAACAAAAAUGGAGAGCACUCGGGUUUUCGCAAGGAGCGCGGCAGCCAGGAAAGACAGUGGCUACAGACAGCAGCAAGGAUUCAGGAACAAGUUUGCAGGUUACAGUUCACAGUUUUCCGGAUGGGCAUCGACCUUCUUCUUUUAUAACUUCCCAAAGGAAUUAAAGGCAAAAUUUCUAUGGAACAGUUUUCAGAUGUACGGCAAGGUCGUCAAUGUGUAUAUUCCGAGAAAGCGCGAUAAGGGAGGAAAGAGGUAUGGUUUUGUGCGACUAACAGGGGUCAAGAAUGAGAUGCAAAUGGAGAGGAGGCUAAAUGAGAUAUGGAUUGGCUCGUAUAAGAUGAGAGUGAAGAUUGCAAGUGACAGACAAAGGAAACCAGCAUCGUCCAGGAAGGUGCAAGGCGCGAUUAAAGGCAGUGGUUCAACAAGCAUCAUGAACAGGUUGGUUCAACCAGGGCACUCUUAUGUACAAGCAGUGAAGGGCCGAGGAAAGGGAGCAGAUAAGGCUUCAAAACAAUCACAGGAAAAGGAAACAAAAGAAAUCCCAAAAAAGGAAAAGGGCAAAACAAGGGUACAAGUGAAUAAGGAUGGAGAAAAUACAAGGGUACAGGUGAAUAAGGAUGGAGAAAAAAUAGAGAGGACUAUCGAGUACAUUCCGACGGGUGAUGAGCUGAAAUGGCUUGAAGGCGGCUUGGUCGCAGUGGUGAGGUCAAUGGCGCUGGUAUCAGAGAUCCAAGAGCAAUUGGACGCAGACGGGGGCUCAAUCUUGCUAUCACCAAUGGGGGGAAGACGAGUACUUUUAACUGAGAAAGUUGCAGGGUGCUUAGCUGAUUACAUGAAGCACAAUGAAGAGAUGUUUGGUACGUGGUUUGAGUCUAUAGCUCCAUGGGAGAAGGCACCAGAGGAGAUAAGCCGUAUGAUGUGGGUGCGCAUAUCGGGAGUGCCUUUAAAGGCAUGGGGAGAGAGGUGUUUUCAGAUGAUAGGGGAGUCAAUCGGAGAAGUUUUACUGGUUCACGAGGACACAAAGAAGAAAGCAAUAUUAUGGGAUGGGAGAGUUUUGAUCCUAUGCUCGGAGGCGAGUAAAAUUGCAAAACAAGUUAAGUUGAAGGUAGGAGAGCAGGUGUUUGAGAUAGAGAUAGCUGAAGAGGAGUGGCGCUCUGACCCAGACUGGUGGCUAUCGGAGAAUGACUGGAAAAACGACCUGGAAUCGGAGUCCGAUUACUCAAUCUCAUGGUGUCAGAACGAGGAUCCGGAAAUGGCUAUGGAUGUGAUUGGCGACGGUGAGGAUGUAAGUAAUGGUUCAAAGCAUUUAAUGAAGGAUACGGUGUCAAAUUCAAAUAUGAAGAGUGUAACAAAAACGGAGGGAUGUAUUCAAACUGUGCAAGAGACAGAUCUGGAAGAGGAUGAAAACGUUGGGCUGUCCAAGGAGAGUGAGCCACAAAAAGAGAGUUCUGUUGGGCCAGUAGAAGGCAGUGGGCCGAACAAUAGGAUGGGCUGGGGUCAGACAAAAGAAACAAACAUGAAGGACACCAUUUUAAAUGCACAAAUUUCAGUAAACCUAGCGGCAUUGCAGAAAUCGAAAAUCACAAAAAAGGAAAGCAAAAAACAAAGACUUCUUCAAAAAUGUUACCCAGAGACCAAGGAGGAGAUCUGGGCAAAAGGAGCAACGUGGGUAACACCCAGAACAAGGCAGCGACAGGCACGAAGAGCGGAAACUUGCCAAGCCGGAGAUGACAAGGUACACAUCGCUGCUACUGUAUCAAUUUCAGAUAGGUGUAUUGAAAAUAGAAAUAGGGUGUUGCGGAUGGAGAUGAAUAUGCAUGAGGUGCGCCGGCUGAUGGGGGUAAGGAAGAGAUUGGGUUUUAUUUUUGAUAAAAAUGAGGAGGAGAUUCAAUCAAAGCUACUAGAGGCAAUAGAUCGAGAUGGGGCAGAGAGGAGGGACACGGUAGAGAGGGGUUUGGGUGGGUCGGUGAAGAAAAAGGAAGUGAGAAGGCUGGUUCAAGUAGAGAAGCUUGAUUUUCUGUUCUUGCAGGAAACAAAGUUAGAAAAUGUGGAUGUAGGUAUCUGUAGACAGUUGUGGAAUUCAGAUGAGUUCGAUUGGGUGGUGAAGGGAUCUUCCGGAGCUUCAGGGGGUUUACUAUGUAUGUGGGAUAUGAGACAGUUUGUUAAGAGGGAAGUUUUUACUGGUGAUGGAUUUGUGGGAUUUGCAGGGGAAUGGGGAGCAAAUAAAAAGCAGUAUUUUUUAAUUAACGUGUAUGGGCCAAUUGAUAGACAGAAGAAGGCUAGUUUGUGGGAGGUUUUGAGGAAAAUGGUGACAGACAAGGAAGGGUGUUGGUUGAUAGCAGGGGACUUUAAUGCAGUCAGAGGUCCUGAGGAGAGACAAGGAAGAACAGGGGAGAGCCCAAAUAUGAAGGAUUUUGAUGAGUUUAUUGUGACAACAGAUUUGGUGGAUGUCAAGUUGUCGAAUAAAAGGUAUACAUGGUACAAGCCAGACGGCACAGCAAAGAGUAGAUUGGACAGAUUCCUAUUGAGUACGGAGAUGAGUAAUGUGGAAGGAGAGUGGAUACAACAAGGAUUGCCAAGGAAUAUCUCUGAUCAUUGUGCUAUCGUGUUGAAGUCCAGAACAACAGAUAGGGGACCAAGACCUUUUCGGGUUUUGGAUGCAUGGCAACAACAUCCAGAUUUUAAGAAGUUUGUAGAAGAUAAAUGGAGUGAGAUGAUGGUGGAGGGUUUUGCAGGGUAUAAAUGCCAGCAAAAGUUGAGAUUGCUAAAAGGUUUUUUAAAAGGCUGGAACAAGGAUGUUUUUGGGAACAUGGAAGCUCAAUAUGAACAAGAUGUAGAAAAGAUUGAGCAAGUGGAUAUGCAGAACGAAAUAUCAGACCUGGAAGAUUCUGAGAUUGUGAAAAGGCAAGAGGGUUUUGCAGAGAUGUGGGAUGUUUUGAGAAAGAGGGAACUUAUCUGGAAGCAGAAGUCAAGAAGUAAAUGGGUGCAUGAGGGAGACGCAAAUACCCGCUUUUUUCAUAGAGUUGCAAAAGGAAGAAGAGCACAAAACAAUAUUGCGGGUUUAAUGUGUGAUGGGGCAUGGAUUGAUGAUCCAAUUUUAGUUAAAAAUGAGAUCGUCAAAUACUUCAGAAGAUUAUUUCAAGGAGAGGCAUGGAAUAGACCAAAGCCUGGGGAUAUUAAAUUCCAGCAGCUAUCCGAGGAGAAAAAAGAUUGGCUGGAAAGACCUUUUUCAGUUGAAGAAAUAGAGGAAGGCUUAAGGAGCUGUGAAGGUUCAAAGGCUCCAAGACCUGAUGGUUACAACUUUAACUUUCUUAAAUAUGCGUGGCACUACAUAAAGGAGGACUUCAUCAACUUCUUUACGGAAUUCCACUGUAAUGGUAAAUUGGUGAAGGGUCUAAACUCUUCUUUUUUAACCAUGAUUCCUAAAAAGUUGAAUGUAGUAGAAUUAAAGGAUUAUAGACCCAUUAGCUUGAUAGGAUGUGUCUAUAAAUUAUUAGCGAAGGUGCUGGCUAAUAGAUUGAAAUCAGUAAUAUCAGAAAUAGUGAGUGAAACGCAAUCUGCUUUUGUGCGGGGCCGACAGUUGGUGGAUAGUGUCUUGGUGCUGAAUGAAGUUGUGGAUGAAAUAAAGAAGAAGAAACAACCAGCCUUUGUGUUUAAAGCAGAUUUCGAAAAGGCUUAUGAUUGCGUAGAUUGGUCCUUUUUGGAUUGGAUGAUGGAGAGUUUUGGAUUUGAAACAAAAUGGAGAGGCUGGAUUAAGGAGUGCCUUUCAACGGCGAGAAUCUCGGUUCUGGUAAACAGAAGCCCGACAAGGGAAUUUGAGGUGGGUAAAGGGUUGAGACAAGGUGAUCCUUUAUCUCCUUUCCUCUUUUUGAUGGUUGCAGAGGGGUUACAAGGUCUGGUACAGAGAGCAGUAAAGGAGGGAAUGUUGAAUGGGAUUGAGAUUGGAAAGAAAGGCCUGUCCGUGUCGCUGCUCCAGUUUGCUGAUGAUACAAUCAUCAUGGGCAGAGCGGAUGCUGAGAAUAUACGUACGGUGGAGGACAUCCUAAAAUGGUUUGUGCUUAUGUCGGGCUUGAGGAUCAAUUUCAGCAAGAGCAGCAUUUUUGGUUAUAAUGUGUCGGAGAAAUGGCUAAAAGGAUCAGCGGGUAUGAUACAAUGCAGGGUUGGUCGAGCACCGUUUCUUUAUCUAGGAUUGCCCGUUGACGGUAAAUCUGGGAACAAGAAAUAUUGGGAGCUGGUUGUAAACAAAUUCCGUACCAAACUCACUGUCUGGAAGGCUACUACUCUUUCCUUUGAAGGCCGCCUCGUCUUGCUAAAUUCGGUACUCUCUGCUCUACCUAUUUUUUAUAUGUCUUUAUAUUUAUUACCUAAUUCUGUGAUUGAGGAGUUGAUUAGAAUUCAAAGGAGGUUCUUAUGGGGCGGGGCAGAACUAAAUAAGAAAAUUCCAUGGGUUAAAUGGGAAUACGUAUGUCGAGCUAAGGCGAAGAGGGGGCUCGGGGUGCCUGACUUACAGAAUAAAAAUUGGGCUAUGUUAGGAAAAUGGUGGUAUAGGUUUGGUGACGGGGUCGAGAGUUUAUGGAAAAGGGUGGUGAAGGAGAAAUAUUAUGGGGGUAGGAGGGAGGUCGAUAUUACUACGAUUGAGUGUUUAAAGGUGUCCAAGAUUUGGAGGGACAUUAUUCGGAUUGGGGGUCGAUCUCUCAAACUUAGGAAUAUAUUGGCUGAGGGUUUCAAGUGGGAGGUGGGUGAAGGAAAUAGAGUGGGUUUUUGGUCUGAUAGGUGGAUUGGUGUUAAAAGUCUUAGGGAUUUGUUCCCUAGGUUAUUUGCACUUUCUGUGAAGAAGGAUGGAAAGGUUUUUGAGAUGGGGAUUUGGGAAAAGGGUAGAUGGUGGUGGAGGAUGGAGUGGAGGAGGGGUACAAUAGGGAGAGAGAAAGAUGAGGAGGUGCUGUUGGAGAAGGUGCUGGAGGGUGUCAAACUAAAGGAGGGGGCAGGGGAUGUUUGGAAGUGGAUACAUGUGAUGGAUGGCAAAUAUGGGGUGAAGAUAGCGUAUGAUUUUCUAGCUACUUCGAAGGGUGUCUUGGAGGACCAGAUGUGUAAACUAAUAUGGUGUAGAUUGGUGCCAUCCAAAGUGGCUUUUUUUGGGUGGCGUUUGUGCUUAGAUAGACUCCCAACAAAGGAUAACUUGCAAAAACGUGGGAUAGUGUUACAGGAGGGGGUGUUGAGGUGGUGGGGUUUGGAGUUUGUUUUACCUAAUACAGUAAGGGGAAUGGCAGAGUUUUUCAUUGGAAGUUUGGGUAGAUUAGUUGGAAAAGAGAUGGGUUCAUGUAUUUUCCUAAUGGUCGCCUGGUAUCUAUGGUAUAGACGGAAUGUUCAAGUGUUUCGAAAAGAUGAAGGUUUGCCAGAGAACCUGAUGGAAAGGAUGCAAGUUAAAACAUUUAUAUGGAUUAAAUCCAAAGUCAAUGGCUGUGGUUUCUCUUUUUACGAAUGGCAGACUUACCCAAUGGAGUGUGCUAUGUCUGUCAAAAACCAUAAAAGGUUGAGGAAGCAGGUCUAUAAAGCUUGCGUGCCCCUGAGAUGAUGGCUAGGCGGGUCUGUUUUGUUUCCAAUAUGUAGUAUGUGGGCACCUGUGGCUUUUUGUUUGUGAUUAGUAAGCUGUAUCAGUUGCUGGUUUUUAGGAGAUUGGCUCUCCUCUAUUGUGGUUACCAUUUUUGUAUAUGGGCAGGAGCACCCCUUGUGCUUCAUUAAAUUAAAUUUUCUUUG